AUGUCUCGACUCGGGAACCGCGCCGACUGGGCCGACGACGAAGAAUUUGACGACCCCUCCGCGCUCCCCCCACAAGAAGUUAUUACCAACAAAGAUGGCACCAAGACCGUAAUUUCCUACCGCUUCAAUGAUGACAACAAAAAAGUGAAGGUUACCCGCCGCAUCAAGACCAGCGUUGUUCGUGAGCAUGUCAACCCUCAGAUGGCCGAGCGACGAUCGUGGGCCAAGUUCGGUCUGGAGAAGGGCCACCCUCCCGGACCUACUUUCGACACCACCUCCAUCGGCGAGAACAUUGUCUUCCGCCCUAGCACAAACUGGAAGGUUCAGGCCAAAGAGGCCGAGAAGGAAGGCGAGAAGGGUGGUAUCAAGGACCAGCUCAAGGACAAGAAGGUCAAGUGUCGUAUUUGCAGCGGAGAGCAUUUCACAGCCCGCUGUCCGUUCAAGGACACCAUGGCCCCUGUCGAGGAGGGAUCUGGCGCUGCUGGUGGUUUGGACAUGGACAACGAGGAUGCUGCUGGCGGUCUGGGCACCGGCAAUUCCAGCUACGUGCCGCCUCACCUUCGCAAGGGCGGUGCUGCUGGCGGCGAGAAGAUGGGUGGUCGUUUCGAGAAGGACGAUCUUGCUACUCUGCGUGUCACAAACGUCAGCGAGUUGGCGGAGGAGAACGAGUUGCGGGAUCUCUUCGAACGGUUCGGCCGUGUUACCAGAGUCUUCCUCGCAAAGGACAGAGAGACCGGGCGGGCCAAGGGCUUUGCUUUCAUCAGUUACGCGGAUCGGGGCGAUGCUGCGAGUGCCUGCGACAAGUUGGACGGCUUCGGUUACCGCCACCUUAUUCUCCACGUCGAAUUCGCCAAGCGCUCUACUUAG
Molecule: messenger RNA, 867 nt
Organism: Penicillium taxi
Lineage: Eukaryota; Fungi; Ascomycota; Eurotiomycetes; Eurotiales; Aspergillaceae
Gene: tif35
Product: translation initiation factor eIF3 core subunit g
Exons: 4
Coding region: 1-867 (288 amino acids)
Cellular component (GO): cytoplasm; eukaryotic translation initiation factor 3 complex
Molecular function (GO): RNA binding; translation initiation factor activity
Source: RefSeq, a predicted model, not a curated record